CCGCACAGACCGGCCACACCUGCCACAAAUUAAAACUGCGGCAUCCCGACAGUAUGGAGAUAAAAACCUCGUUAAACUUUACCCUGAAUGCCACAAUUACGCAUCCUUCCCGGCAACAGAGCAGAUCCAGCUGCUUGACCGCGUUAACGGAAAGCUCUCUGAAGAUGGGAUCCCAGCAAUUACUGCAAAAGUUCUCCGGUGGCGCAUGUCAAGCCUAGUCCGAGAACUGCGAAGGAGACAACCAGCAAAACAAACGAGAUCUGCAGGUGGCCGCACGGAUAAUGCUCCAAAGAGGACAUUCGACCCGGUGAGGGACAUAUAGUGCAUGGGCAUGGUUAUAGUGGCGCUUGAUGAGACGGGUUGCUUCUCUUCCGUUUUUCCGUGGAUAUUGUACGGGGUUGGGUACUCUUAGAUGCCCCCGAUGCUGGCACGCUCCCCUUGUUUCCCAUUUCUUUCCAUUCGGCGCAGCUAGAGAAUACCACGAAAAAACCCCCGAAAUGUUGAUUAAAUGCUCAACAACGAGAAGUGCUCCAGAUCUCAAUCUGGAAUCAGUGUUGAGCGAGUGUGCAUCCAGGAUGCACUUACGCCUAGAGCACCAUGAGUUCGGAGGCCUCUCUCUGACCACCCUGCGACGGCUCAAUCAUGAAAAGGUGCUUAUGGUCCUGGGCAUUCUUCGAGAAGAGGUUCAGAAGGUUGCCAUCGCUGCCCACGGGGCCGGAAAAGCCGCAUUUGAGCUACUUGCCGAAUCCAACAACGAGAUUAUUGGUGAUAACGAUGUGGAGGGGCAAGGCAUGGACCAACAAGAUGUGGG
Messenger RNA from Westerdykella ornata, 811 nucleotides. RefSeq lists its product as uncharacterized. The record is from RefSeq and is a predicted model, not a curated record. The transcript has 3 exons. NCBI's taxonomy places the organism in Eukaryota, Fungi, Ascomycota, Dothideomycetes, Pleosporales, Sporormiaceae. The annotation marks the transcript as partial.